AUGUUGAUCACCAGGAAGAUCUUGGUACUGCUGCUGCUGCUUGUAUUGCUGGGCCAUGCCGUAUGCAAGAAACAGUCCGUUCCUUGCACCAUAGCUGUUGAUCUUCCAAUUCCUCAUGCAUUUUAUCAGCCUGGUAACCUGAUCAUUGGUGAGAUUGUUUCUCAAGUCUUCUAUAUUUAUGACACUCCCUCAUUUAAAGAGCAGCCUGCACAGUUGUUUGUCUCCGAACCUAUAUCACUACUAAAGAACUACCAGCACAACCUGGCCUUGGCUUUUGCUGUAAAAGAGAUCAAUGAGAAUCCCAACAUUUUACCAAACAUCACUUUGGGCUUCCACAUCCUCAACAGCUACUACAGUGCAAAGAUGACCACUAAAGCCACCCUGAGUUUGCUUUCUUCACAGCACAAUUUUGUUCCCAAUUUCAAGUGUGACACCCAGAGCAAUCUGAUUGCAGUCAUUGGAGGACUGAGUUCAGAAGUGUCUGCCGAUAUUGCUACCACAAUCACCAUUUACAAGAUACCACAGCUCAUUUAUGGAUCGUUUUCCCCAGUGCAGGGUAACAAAUGGCUAGUUUCUUCUAUGUAUCAGAUGGUCCCAAAUGAAGACAUUCAAUAUAUGGGAUUUAUCCACUUAUUUCAACACUUCAGAUGGACGUGGAUUGCGCUGGUUGUUGUAAAUGAUGACAAUGGGGACAGGUUCUUGCAGAUCAUAGUGCCAAUGCUUUAUGAGAGGGGCAUCUGUUUUAAUUUCACAGUAAGAAUACUGCAACAGAAUUAUUUUGAAGAUAUGAUGGAAGAAAUUUUAAAGCAGCCAGAAUAUUUAAUUGUUCUUGCUCAAACCAAAGCCAAUGUGUGUUUUGUAUAUGGAGAAAGCUCAUCCAUGUUCGGUUUGAGAGUGUCGUUGUUUUUAGUAACCUUCAUUUCAUUUCCUCCCCUGCAUAAAGUGUGGAUUGUCACAUGCCACUGGGACUUUGAAUCAAUAUCUAUCCAAAGGAAUUGGGAUUUAGAAACCUUCCAUGGUGCUCUAUCUCUUGCAGUUCACUCCAAUCAGCCACCAGGAUUUCAAACAUUCCUGCAAUCUAUAAGUCUUUCCUGGUCAAAAGGAGAUGGUUUUAUCCAGCCUUUCUGGGAGCAGGCGUUCAGUUGUUCACUGAGGAAUCCAGAUGUUCAUGGGGACAGCAAGAAAAUGUGCACUGGUGAGGAGAAGCUGGAUUCAAUUCCAGUUGUUCUAUUUGAAAUGAGCAUGACUGGCCACAGCUACAAUGUCUACAAUGCUGCCUAUGCAGUGGCGCAUGCUUUACAUGCCAUCUACAUAUUCAGAUCUAAACGCAGGACAACUGAAGAAGGACAGAGUCCAGAGUUCUAUAAUGUGCGACCGUGGCAGCUGCAUUAUUUUCUAAGGAGCGUCAGUUUCAACAACAGUGCUGGAGACACAGUGUGUUUUGAUGAAAAUGGAGAAGUGAAAGCUGGUUUUGAUGUUACAAACUGGGUAACGUUCUCAAAUGGAUCUUUUGCCAGAGUAAAAGUGGGAAGGCUGGAUCCUCAGGCUCCUCCAGGCAAAGAGCUGAUACUGAAUGAUGAUCAAAUUGUGUGGCAUAGAACUUUUAACCAGGUGGUACCCCUUUCUAUCUGCAAUGAAAACUGUCAUCCUGGCUACAGCAGGAAAAAGAAGGAAGGGGAAAAUUUUUGCUGCUAUGAUUGUGCCCAGUGUCCAAAAGGAACAAUUUCUCAGGAAGAGGAUUUGGAUGCCUGUGUCAAAUGUCCAGAAGACCAUUAUGCCAACAACAACCGAAAUCAAUGCAUUCCCAAAGUCCUAAGUUUCCUCUCUUACAAAGAACUAUUGGGAAUCACCUUAGUUGUGUUGGCUGUUACCUUGGCUGUGGUCACAGUGUUGGUGCUUGGAAUUUUCAUAAAGCACCAUGAGACUCCCAUUGUCAAAGCCAACAACUGGAGCCUCACCUACAUUCUCCUUCUCUCCCUUCUUCUUUGCUUCCUCUGCCCCUUGAUCUUCAUUGAACAGCCAGGAAAGAUAACCUGCCUUCUCCGACAGACUACUUUUGCAGUUGUCUUCUCUGUGGCCCUUUCCACUGUAUUGGCCAAAACCACCACUGUAGUCUUAGCCUUCAUGGCAACCCAACCAGGAUCCAAGAUAAAGAAAUGGAUUGGGAAAAGAAUGGGCAAUUCUGUUGUCCUUUUCGGCUCCUUUAUUCAAGCAGGCCUUUGUACUCUUUGGCUAAGUACUUCCCCUCCAUUCCCUGAUAUGGACAUGCAGUCAAUUACAGGGGAAAUCAUCCUGCAAUGUAAUGAGGGCUCUGCUGUCAUGUUUUACUGUGUCUUGGGAUACAUGGGCUUCCUGGCCAUUGUCAGCUUCAUAGUGGCUUUUCUUGCCAGGAAGUUGCCAGACAGUUUCAAUGAAGCCAAGUUUAUCACCUUCAGCAUGCUGGUCUUUUGCAGCGUUUGGUUGUCCUUUGUUCCAACCUACCUGAGCACCAAAGGGAAAUCCAUGGUGGCUGUGGAAAUUUUUACCAUCUUGGCCUCCAGUGCUGGCUUACUGGGUUGUAUCUUUUGCCCUAAAUGCUAUAUCAUUGUGCUGAGGCCUGAGCUGAACAAUAGGGAUCAGUUAAUAAGGAGAAAGAGGUGA
Molecule: messenger RNA, 2640 nt
Organism: Euleptes europaea (tarantolino)
Lineage: Eukaryota; Metazoa; Chordata; Lepidosauria; Squamata; Sphaerodactylidae
Product: vomeronasal type-2 receptor 26-like
Exons: 6
Coding region: 1-2640 (879 amino acids)
Biological process (GO): G protein-coupled receptor signaling pathway
Cellular component (GO): membrane
Molecular function (GO): G protein-coupled receptor activity
Source: RefSeq, a predicted model, not a curated record